Messenger RNA from Gossypium raimondii (Peruvian cotton), 2134 nucleotides. Its product is annotated as probable transcription factor KAN2. The record is from RefSeq and is a predicted model, not a curated record. The transcript is spliced from 6 exons. Gene Ontology annotation, molecular function: transcription cis-regulatory region binding. Gene Ontology annotation, biological process: abaxial cell fate specification; regulation of DNA-templated transcription. Gene Ontology annotation, cellular component: nucleus. NCBI's taxonomy places the organism in Eukaryota, Viridiplantae, Streptophyta, Magnoliopsida, Malvales, Malvaceae. Bases 467 to 1585 code for a protein of 372 amino acids.
UUCAUUUCUCACGGCCUAGGAGAGGAGUAGUACCCUAUGCUAUAACCCCCCGGGACGUCCACAAAACCAGAAAAAAGCUAGGCUCUAUACUUAUAUUAUACUAUCCUCCUCCUCCUCCUCCUCCUCCUUCUUUCUCUUAUUGUUCAUCUUCUUCAAGUGUCAUUUUCUCACAUAUUCUCUCUCUCUCUCUCUCUCUCUCUCUCUCUCAACCUGAAAUCUUUGCAACUACUGAUCAACCCCCCCCCCUUCGGAGGAAAAAGUUAGUUCAAAACCCUUUUUGCUGUUUGGAUCACCCUUAACACCCACCUCUCCUUGUAUUUCACUUACUGUUAUAGCUCAAGGACAUACUGGGAGGACGACAACAGCAAGAGUAGCGAGGAGACAAGGAAGGCAGAAAGGGAGGAGUAAUUAGGGAAAGGGGGGGGGGGGAGAGCUAAAAAGUGGUGGUUUUUUGUGGGUGUUAAAGAUGGAGUUAUUCCCUGCACAGCCAGAUUUAUCCUUGCAAAUCAGCCCACCGAACAUCAAACCCACAUCCAGAGGUCUCGACUCCAGAAGCUCCAUGUCUUCAAUGGCAAAACCUGAUAACUGCUUUGAGCUAUCUUUCUCGAAUCCAAGGGUUUCAGACUCCAACUCCAACCACUUCCAUCAGCUUCUUCAAAACGGUAGCGCCACCGCCAAUUGCAAUGGUAAUCUUUUCCAGUCUUAUCACCACAACCAGUUCCCUCACCAUCACAACCAACUGCAACAUCCGCUACUGUAUCAACAUCAGCACCACCACCAACAACAUCAACAAGGGCUAGGACAAGAGUUUGGUUUCUUGAGACCCAUAAGGGGAAUUCCCGUCUACCAAAACCCUCCUCCUCCCCCUCCUUCUCCUCCUUUCCCAUUCGCUCAACAGCCCUUGGAUUCAUCCUUACCUUCCUCCCCUUCUUAUUUGGCUACUACCAAAAUUGGUAACACCAGCUUGAACCCCUUUCAGUCUCAGGGAUUGAUGAGAUCAAGAUUUAUGUCAAGGUCUCCAGCUAAACGAAGCAUGAGAGCUCCAAGGAUGCGAUGGACUACUACACUUCAUGCUCGCUUUGUUCAUGCUGUUGAGUUAUUGGGUGGUCAUGAAAGAGCUACGCCCAAGUCGGUUCUUGAGCUAAUGGAUGUCAAAGAUCUUACCUUAGCACAUGUAAAAUCCCAUCUGCAGAUGUAUAGAACUGUGAAGACCACUGACAGAGCAGCAGCAUCGUCAGGACAAAUGGAUGCAUUUGAAAAUGGAUCAUCUGGGGAUACAUCUGAAGAUAUGAUGUUUGAAAUUCAAAACCCAAGAAGAUCAGAGAUAUCAGUUCAGCAGGGAAGAUCGUCAUCAUCAAAUGCUCAUCAAGACAAAGAGUACCAUGGACUGUGGAGCAAUUCGUCAAGGGAAGCUUGGCUGCAUGGCAAACCUAAUGAUUCUCCUCUAAACUUACCAUCUCUCCAGAAGGAUAUGGAUCCAAAAUGCUUAAGCUAUGAGAGAAUAUCAGAUGUAAGCUCAUCAAGCCUUUCAGAGACAUGCUCCAAGAAGCCUAAUUUGGAAUUCACAUUGGGGGUUCCACAUUGAUAUAGAUAUAAAUAAUUUUAUAUAUUAGGGUGUGUACUGCUCAUUUUGAAAUGAUCAUAUAUAUCUCUGACUCCGAAGAGAGGAGAAGGGGGAGUUGGAGAAGAGAAUCAGGUACCCUCUCAUAUUUUAUAUAUAUAUUAAAAAGAAUAUCAGAUUAUGAAAAGAAAAAGAGAGCAACUAAAGACAGACAAAGAGACAAGAAAGACAGAGAGCAACAAAAGGAGAGAAGGGGAUGGCAAAAAAGAAAAGCACACGUCCUUCCUAUCAAAGCAGCAUUGAGAGAUCCAUAUCAACAUAUUAUAUUCCUACGUAAAUAUGAAAUCUAAUUGAUUUAUGUUUUGCACUUAGUGACAGAGAGAGAGAGAGCGAGAGAGAGCGAGAGAGAGAGAGAGAGAGAGAAGAAAGAUGAAAAAGUAGAGAGAAAAAAGAGAGGGAGAGAGUGACCCCUUUAACUAUCUUAAAAGUAUGAACUAUAUUUGAAGUGAUCCUUGGUAAUUGUAAUGGAGCACUUUACAUUUCUAAUAUAAUUCUUAGCUUAUUUUUACCAAA